AUGUACCUCUCGGACAUUCUACCCGGGACCAUGAGUUCGGACGACAUGUCGGCAAGGGAAUACGACCACCUGACUCACCGACCCACAGAACUGGACGUCACCCAUCUCCUUCCAUCGUGGAGUUUGCGUCUUCGUCCCUUCCCGUCAACAUCGGAGUUUGUCACUGCACCACUCAAAGCGCCGGCUACCAUAUUCAGAAACAAGCGUUCCGUAUACCCCUUCCUGAUUGGUCGAAGUGAAGGUCACGUAAGGAUUGAGUUAAUUGCAGCGCCAAAGGACUCACAACCGCUGGCUUACAAGGAUGUUUCGAUCGUGGCUUCCGAAAAGAAUGAUUUUGUGCGACUGAAAGUGGAGUGUGUUAGCUGGAUGAUCACGCUAUCGGGACGCUUGGAGCCGCACCCGUCUGCCGAGAUCUUGCUUCGUUCAUCGACGGACUCCUAUGGAACGGCAGUAACCAAAGACGGAGCAACUCGAGCCCUUUUGCUUCCAAACGAGAAAGAGAUGAUUGCUGAUUUUGCUGCUCAUCCUCACCCACGUGUGCUUAAUCUCAUUGUGCGUGGUCAAGAUCCCACUGACCUCCAUGUUAUCACGGCACAGUUGAACUCGGGUGCCCUGCAAAACAUCUCCUCUUCCACACAGAACGUAUUCUGUCCACUGGGGAAGAUCGCGCUUUCGUUGAUUCUCGAAGAUGGCUCGGAAAUGGGCCUCCAUUUGCUGCCCGAGGGACAGGUACGUGUAAGCGCUCUACUUCAAAGCACCAAAAAGGCAGCUGUCUGGGAUCCGGCGAAACCCCUCCUCAUCGCGCCGGUAACGGAGGAGGGUAAAGCACUGGUUGCGGCAGGCAAAAUUGGCCAUGGUCCUAUGAUUAAUGCCAAGAGUAUUGCCCUCUGGCCUGGUCAACCACUCUGUGCUCCCAAGUCAAGCCUAUUCCUUCCCGACACUCGACCUCUUGUCGCCAUCUCCGUGGGACCUCAAAACGAUCCCGGUGUACCGGAUCAAAGCUUUGAUUGGGAACAGGAGGCCAUCCAAAACUUUCGAAGAAAUACCGGUCCUACGUCAAUUGGGUCCUUUGAAUAUGGCCGAAGUCAUUUCCUGGUACCACGUGACUUUCAAGUCACUGAACUUUACAACACAUACACUCAGCCGUCACCACUAUUCACCACUCAAAUAAAAUACAUUCUCUUUGGAAUUAUCAUAUUUAGCGUGAUAUUUCUAACCAUCGGUUGUCUGGCCUUAAUCAUUGUACGUCAUCGAAAAAACGUCAGGCGGAGAAAAGCGCGCAUCGAAGAGGAUCCCAACGGUCCAGAUGCUGCUGAUGAUGGCGGAAAGGCUGUUGACGACAUCUAUCCUAUUUCGCCGCAGUUGUCGUUAGCUACUGCUGCUACCGCAGCUACAAUGAAUCCGGGAUUGAGUUGUAGCAGCGUUUUCUCGGGAAACAGUGGAGGACCCUGCACUCCGGCCCAAACAGCUGAAUUAAUUAAUCAGUGGACCGGGAGACAGCCAACGCCACUAAUUCCACCACCACAAUGUGGCUCCUGCAGCAACUCUGUAGGUACUCGGAGUCUAAAUUCAGACGCAGUCCACAACGACUUAAGAACUGGCGGAAUGGUUGAAAUGCGGUACCAGGUUGCUAAUCCAACGUUAAAGUUGGAUUCUUCACAACGGGGACUAAUGUCGCCAGCCAGUCCUAACUUCUCCAGCAAAUGGCAAACACCUGAGAGUCUGGGAAGCGCUCCAAGCAGUCGAAAUACGGGUUCACCGAGCACCAAUGAUGAAGGAUUUGCUUCAGGACCUCUUGACCUGCAAUCAAAACGGCAUAUAUACUGCAACACCUCGUCAAGAGUGGAUCAUGGAACAUGGGGUUUGGGAAUGAGUGAAACCUUGCCACCACUAUACUCUUGUCAAACUAGUCACCACUCGCCCGAUCCUUUAAGGGGGAGCACUUGUGCUAACACCUGCUACCUCCCAGGCGAGUAUAUGGGAACGAGUAUAGCCGCCGAUAGUAAACAGUUUUAUGGUGGACCCUCUGAAAUGCCUUCUGAUUCGAUGCCACCACGAUUGACUCUUGCUCAUGAUCCGGAAAGUAUCGGGUUUGGAAAAUACACGUCAAAACUGAAUCAACUCCCUCCAUCUCUCCUGCUUCCUACAGAGAUGCUGAAAAUGGAGACUUCUCAGACCGCAGGCGCAGGUUACAUUGGAGACACAACUGAGGAGAAGUUGUUGAUGGAUUCCGGUCGAGAGUCACAAGACAAAACAAGUUCCAGUGGUGCCAGUUCAGGCAUGAACAAAGAUUUUUCUUCAUUGUCGGGUAUUGAAAUCACCCAGGUGGACGUGUGA
Molecule: messenger RNA, 2337 nt
Organism: Echinococcus granulosus
Lineage: Eukaryota; Metazoa; Platyhelminthes; Cestoda; Cyclophyllidea; Taeniidae
Exons: 5
Coding region: 1-2337 (778 amino acids)
Source: RefSeq, a predicted model, not a curated record